Diceros bicornis minor is the source of this 1008-nucleotide messenger RNA. RefSeq names its product leucine rich repeat containing 39 (gene LRRC39). The record is from RefSeq and is a predicted model, not a curated record. The coding region runs from base 1 to 1008 and encodes 335 amino acids. Gene Ontology annotation, molecular function: protein binding. The transcript is spliced from 8 exons. NCBI's taxonomy places the organism in Eukaryota, Metazoa, Chordata, Mammalia, Perissodactyla, Rhinocerotidae.
AUGUCAGAAAAUGUGGUUUGUACUGGGGCUGUCAAUGCUGUAAAGGAAGUUUGGGAAAAAAGAAUACAGAAAUACAAUGAAGAUCUGAAGCGAGAGAAAGAAUUUCAACAGAAGCUAGUGCGGAUCUGGGAAGAACGAGUAAGCUUAACCAAACUAAAAGAAAAGGUCACUAGUGAAGAUGGAAGGGUUGUUUUGAAGAUAGAAAAAGAGGAAUGGAAGACCCUCCCUUCUUCUCUACUGAAACUGACUCAGCUACAGGAAUGGCAACUUCAUAGAACUGGUUUGUUGAAAAUUCCUGAAUUCAUUGGAAGAUUCCAGAACCUCAUUGUGUUAGAUUUAUCUCGAAACACAAUUUCAGAGAUCCCUCGAGGAAUUGGACUGCUCACUAGACUUCAGGAACUGAUUCUCAGUUACAACAAAAUCAAGACAGUCCCCAAGGAACUAAGUCAUUGUGCCAGCUUGGAGAAACUAGAACUUGCUGUUAACAGAGAUAUAUGUGAUCUUCCACAAGAGCUCAGCAAUUUGUUAAAGCUUACUCACCUUGAUUUGAGUAUAAACCACUUUACUACAAUCCCUCCUGCUGUGUUGAACAUGCCUGCCCUUGAGUGGCUUGACAUGGGGAGCAACAGACUUGAACAACUUCCUGAUACUAUAGAAAGAAUGCAAAAUCUACAUACAUUAUGGCUGCAACGGAAUGAAAUAACAUGUUUGCCAGAAACUAUCAGCAAUAUGAAAAAUCUGGGUACUCUUGUUCUCAGCAACAAUAAACUGCAAGAUAUUCCACUGUGCAUGGAAGAGAUGACCAAUCUGAGGUUUGUCAACUUCAGAGACAACCCAUUGAAAUUGGAAAUAACACUUCCUCCCAGUGAAAGUGUAGAUGAUGAGGACGACCGGGAAUUAUUUGGCCUUCAGUUUAUGCACGCAUACAUACAGGAGUCACGGAGAAGAGCAGAUAACCAAGUCAACUGUUCAACUACUUUACCAAUCUCUAUAAAUACAGAUGGAUAA